Molecule: messenger RNA, 729 nt
Organism: Rotaria socialis
Lineage: Eukaryota; Metazoa; Rotifera; Eurotatoria; Philodinida; Philodinidae
Source: the annotation of a GenBank genome assembly
AUGUCGAGUCAAAAUGAGUGGAAUGAGGAGUUAUGUGAUUGUUUCGAUGAUUGUGGUACAUGCUGCUAUGGGUAUUGGUGUGCACCGUGUUUAUUUGGUUCAAAUGCAGAAAAAAUAGAUGGUAAAAAUUGCUGUUUAAUGUGUUGUCUUUAUGGAGUUCUAGCUCACUUUUAUUUAUGUUGGGUGCCACAUUAUUUUGAACGUCAAAACUUACGUGAAAAAUAUAACUUAGAGGCUAAUCCAUCGUGCGGUGACUGUCUAACAACAUCCUUUUGUGGUCCAUGCGCAUUGUGUCAAGAGGCUCGUGAAAUGAAAUCGAGAGAAAAUCAACAAGGUGUGGUAUCCAAAGCCAAUGUUGAUCAAUCGUCUUCUUCACAACCAGUAAAGAGCCCACGGCCUUUUCCACAAAUAUUAGGAAAUCCAGCGGCUUUUCUCCAACCAGUUGCAUAUCCAUCGACAUUUUCCCAACCAGUAUCAGAUCCAUCGACAUUUUUCCAACCGGCAACAUAUCCAUCGGUCUUUUUUCAACAAGCAGAAGGUCCGCCGGCUUUUCCACAAGCAGCAGCAUAUCCAUCGGUCUUUUUUCAACAACCAGAAGCAUAUCCAUCGAUCUUCUUUCAACAAGCAGAAGGUCCACCGGCUCUUCCACAAGUAGUAACAUAUCCAUCGGUCUUUUCCAAACCAGUAGAAAGCCGAGAACUUAUGUAUCAUCCUAAUAUGCAAUAUUGA